CUCAUGCAGGAGAGUGACGGUGCACGUUGGGAGCGGACUUUGCUUAGAUGCGUACGGUCUGCUUAAGCGUAUACGAUUAUAUUUUGUUUGCUCAUCUUCAUCGUAAAAAGACGUGAAUUUCGAAGAGAGUUGAGGUAGGUGUUUCCUCUCUUCUUUACUUGGUACAAUUUUACGUUUUUAAAAUAGAAUAGCGUGUAAAACAAUUAGAAACGUUCACCAUUGAUUGUUUUAUGCUUGCAAGCAGUUGAGCUACACAUACCAUAAAUAGCUAUUAACUUCAUUCUCAGCGACCGAUUUUCAUUUACAAAAAGGUCAUGUCGUUUUCAGGGAUAACCGAACUUGACCGAUCACAGUCGAACACAGUCAACUGUUCUACAUGAAAGCUGAGAUUGUAGGAGAUAAUACAUUUUCAAUGCAUGCAGGACUUUACUGCUCAUCGUGCUUUGUGAGGAAUAUUUUUGUUAAUUCUCUUGAGAGACCAAAAAUGAACCAUGGAUUUCUUCCUUUAAAACCGUCAUGAUAAACGUUUGGAGUUGGAAUGAGCUGAUCCUUGCGAGUUUAGAACCAAAAUACAAAGGUGAAAUAAAUAUGGCAACGAUCACGCGAAAGGUCAACACUGGCCAUUUCAUUGGAAUCAUUCAUCAGCAGGACCUUAGCCUGCUUAGCAUCUCCACUUAAACUAGCCUGUGCUUGCCCGUUAAGGCUACACUAACACAUGCAAUCCCGGAAUGGAACCCCCAAAAUCCCCAAGGGGGGGUGAGGGGUACUACUGGGAAUUCUUGGUGGGGGUGUGCCGCUCGGUUCUCCAAAUCCUGAACCCUUUUCCGACCAAGAAAUUUCAUUAUUCACACCCAAAAAAGUACUUUUACAAGCAAUUUUUAUUCACUAGUUUACAGGUAAAAAAAACAGUUGAACAUUACCUUUCUAGCAUGCAUUGAGGACACGUUUCAAGAGCAGUAGUAGUUGUCCUUUGACCACGCAUGAUUGUCCCCCAAAAUACUCAACAUGUAACCAACCCGUGAUGUGACGACAGUUUCUGGCAUUUGGCAAUAAGUUUAACUCUUUCAACAAGCUUAAUGCUGAUGUAAUACUGGUGUAAUUGUGUUUCCGUUGAAGUCCGUAUUUUACGUUGAAAAAACUUAUUAAACAUACACAUUCUUUUGAUGCAAUCAGUUAGGGAAUCAAGCAAAUGCAAGUGCAGUUCUCUCUUCUCUUUGUAUUCCACUGAGCCUUGGUUCUCUUGAGUAGGUCAUAUUGGAUAAAUAAAAUCAUUAUUUAUUGAAGACUGUUGAAGACAACCCAGAAAAGACACCUGGAAAGAAUGAUGACACCAUUCAGUGAUAUAAACAACGUCACUGUAGGUUUAAAUGUCAAGUCUGUCUUGACAUAACUUACCUCUUCCUGAAAAACCUAAUUGUCGGUGAUGUCUCAGCUAUAGUUUUUCUUCUCGCUUUGCUGUCCCUUGGGUGUUUGUAUUCAUCGCUGGAAGUGGUAUUAAGAGUCUUUUGACCAAAAUCAACUGCACACAGCAGUAUUCUCUGCCCAGAUAACUUACGUUUUUAUUAAUAUAUUGUUAUUGCUUAUAUAAUUUUUUUCAAAACAGUCAGCUGGAACCUUCUUUUACAUAUUCCGUAUUCCGUUUCCUUUUCCAUUUCUGUUUCCAUUUCCAUGAUUCCAUUUCCAAUUUCCGGAUUCUGUGUUUUAGUGCUGACCUAUGCACAUACACUUGUGCAUACAGCUGAAAUCUGGAAGAAAUGAUUUUUUAUUAAAUUCCUGAUUGCAUUUUUAUAGUAUUAAAUUGGAAUGACUGAUAAAUUUUUCUCAUUAUAUUAUAUUUGUUUAUCAUUAUUUUUAUUAUUCCAUAACACUAGAGAUGGGUAAAAUAAACAAUUAACUGCUGCAUUUCCUUUCUAUUUAUUUACCGAAACUGUCCUGCGGAAGACGCAGGAAAUGGCAUUUCCAAGACCCUAAAUUUAAAAACUCUGUGGGGGAGCAGCCCCCAGAUCCCCCCUACUAUAAAAAUCAUUUGCCUAACACACAAUUCUGUGUAUUAAAAAAUAAAAAUGUCAUCAAAGAGUCAUUAAUGUGUGGGUUACAAAAAAUGUACCCACCCCAUGGGGUGUACCACUGGAAAUUAUGGGAAUGAUGGAAGUGUAUAAAAGAAAAAAAAAUUAUUCCUUGAUUCAAACAUUGUAUAAAAUAUUUAUGCAAUCCAACAUAAGUUAAUUUUCAUAACCCUAAAAAUAAUGUUAAAAAUCUACUGAAAAAAGCUUUUGUAAUGUUUCCAGGUAACUUAAAUCCUGUGGCAUUCAGGUUAAACAGCUUACUAUCUUUAGUACAUGUAAUAAUCUUCCAUGAUUGUUAUGUAAUAGAUCACCAAGUUGCACCAUGACGUCAGAACUCCCCUCAUUGACUGGAAAAGUGUGUCUUGUGACAGGAGCAUCUCGGGGGAUUGGUAAAGGUAUUGCCUUGAUGUUGGCCAAGGCAGGAGCCACUGUGUAUAUUACAGGUCAGUUUGACUUUUUAGGAAAUUGUCUUAUGGUUUGAUAAAUCCUCUGUUAAGGGCUCCUCUCUAAAAGAUGCUGAAAGGUGUGUACUCCUGGAACAUUUUGGCCAUUUGCAGCAUUGUUCCCUGAAUCCCUUACCCUAUCAUUAUAUUAUAUUUAUUAAAACAUAAUGCGAUUUCUCCUACCCUGUUUCAGACUUGACCUGCCUUUCUAAAGAGACAUUAUUGUGAUAAGUCGAGCUUGCUUAGCAGCAAGACUCUAAAAAUGCAAGCAUUUCUUUUUUUGUUUCUCAUGUGUGCUCACCAAAUGGGGAUCAUGGUCCCAGGUGUACCUAGCGGAGACCGUGGAAACUGGGCAUUAGAAUCGAGAUGUGUCGGACAACAUAUUACUCAUAGUACUGUGCAUCUUAAGUUUGUGAAGAAAGCUUAAUUCGGAGAGAUUAAUGGGAAAGAUGUCAAGUUUUUCUAGAAUGGGUGGGUCCAUGGAUUAUAUUGCUCAAAAGCACUGAUUGCAUUGGAACAAGUGAAUACUUUAGAGGUUGGAAAAAAAAAAGAAAGGUCUGGGAGUACCCCCCUGUUCAAGAAAACAAGUAGCACCAAAAGAAAGAUUUGGUUCCUCUGACUCUUAACAGUUAAGAUUAGUAUGUUAAGUAUCCGGUCAGUGUGAAACGCAGACUGCGGACUGCGGACCAGGGGUAAAAUGCAGACUGAGUGUUAAAUGCAGACAGCAGACUAAGAGUAAAAUGCAGACUGGGGUAAAAUGCAGACCGAGCAUAAACUGUAGUCGUUGAAGGGUUUAAGGGCAAAAAAAUCCCGCAAAUACAUGAAAGCGAACACUUACUUGACGACAUCUGCUUGCACAAAUCCAUUCCUUUCUUCUCUGGAAUGUCGUCGAUGACCCGAAAACAUAAUCGCAAUCUUGAACCUUAUUUCUGUCCGAGAGACUUCACGCUUCAACUUUAGAUGCAAAGUUUUCCAUAUACGUGACCAGGGACCGUGAACUGGUACAACACCACGAUGUUUAAGCUUAAAUGAAAGCUGCUGACCCAAAAUACUGUACAGGAAGGAUUAUGGCGACAAAAAAGGAGUAAAUCAUUCCAACAACAAAGAAAGAUAUUCUGCGGGAAAUUUGGAUGACCUUCUAUGAAAGUAUUGCAAAUCAAGGUACGCAGACUUAAGCUGUUUGGAUUUUCAUUGAAACUUCUGGCGAAUGUGCCAUGUACUUCGACUAGGAAGUGAAGUGUGUAACUGAUACCGGCUAGCUAUUUCACCGAUUUGGAGAAGAAGGAGCACAAAUGUUUCAAAAUGUCUACAGUUUUUAUCCUGCAUUUUGCAUCCAGCCUGCGUUUUACUCUCAGUCUGCAGUCUGCAUUUUACCCCUGGUCCGCAGUCUGCAGUCUGCAGUCUGCAGUCCGCAGUCUGCAUUUUACACUGACCGGUUAAGUAUCCAACAGUCUAUAGAUGUCAGGUUUAAUGUUACAGACUCCCCCCACCCCUUUCCACCAAGAAAGCUGGUCGAGUGCCAUAUUGUUAACAAAUCUAGAUACUAAAAUAAUAAAAGGUAAUGUUUGUGAAGUUAUAUCAGCCAUAUAAUGACUAGAUUUUGUCUUAGCGAAAAGUUAUUUUUCAUUAGUGACUUCCAUUUGUAGUCAUAUUUCUUUAUUUUUUUUAGCUCUGCCCACAUUUUGCAACUGUAGGGUGGAUCUAAGGUUAUUUUAAGAGGGCGGGGGGUGGGGGGUGGGAGGUGGGAGGUGGGGGGUUGGUUAAAGUUUCACUAAGCUGAAACUGUAAAUUGACUUAUAAAUUUAAGUUUUAUAGACAUGACAAAAACCAACAUACUUAUUGUCCAAAUUACUCUGACAAAUUAUGCAUGGCUUUGUUAAAUUCCUCAUUGUCUUGCUUCGUUCUUUAUUGCUAUGCUUUUGUGCAGUAUAUGUGAAGGCAAUACAAUACAAUGCCAUGCAUAAAUUUGUCAGAAUAUUGGACAACCCUCAAAACCUAGGGAAAAUUAACCACACAAAAUUUGGCUAUUUAAUGACUGUCUAGCGAUUAAGAGUCUAUUUCUAAGGGGUAAUAAUGAUUUCCUAGGGGUGUUACCCCCAGACUGGCCCCCUAGAUAUUCCCACUUUCAGCAGACAUUUUUGGGACUCCCUGAAAAAUAAAUCCUAGAUCUGCCCCAGAUAUACAACAGUUUUUCUGCAUGAACAUGUACUUUGUAAAGGUACUAUUUUAUUUGGUAGGAAGGACUCUUGAAGCCACAGAGGGUAAGACUGGGUCACUGUGACAAACAGCUGAGGAGGUAAUCAGAUAACAUUCUGUAGCUUUUGCAAUUGUCUUUGCAUACCUGCUCAAUUGGAAAAUUCUGGCCUUAAUUCUAAUGUUGAAGUUACUCAGCAGCCAGCUGCAAAGAGGGGCUGCUCAGAAGGGAUUUGUUCAGGUCGCCUUGCAUGUAGUUGGACAAACCAGAAAAGUGAGCCUUUCUAUGGGUAUACCUGUGGAUGUCAUUUUUGUCACACGUUUUCUGUCUAAUCGUCAGUUUUUUUUUCAACAAAAUUGUUGCAUAUCAAGAAUGGUUAAAUUGCAUGGUAACCCUAAGGACUAGUGAUCUCAAAAAUAAGAAACCAUGCAUAACAAUGACAAAGGAAAGUGUAACAGGUUUAAUCAGCAUAACAAAAGCUCUGAGUAUACCCUGUUGUAGCACACUUUUUAGCAGAUUUCUUUGCCAUCCUUUCACAACUGUUAAAUGUUGUCAAACUUCGUCAGAAUGCAGAUGUGAUCAUGGCUUUAGUCUCCAAGAACAUCUCAGAAUCCUUGCUUCAUCAAUAGCGUGUUACUUGCGUCUCAGUGUUUGUCAGAAAUACCCAUGGAGAGGUAUUGUUGGGCAUAAAUUAUAUAUGUUUACUAUUGACUUUAACCAUGCAAAGCUUUCAAAAGGACAGUCUUUGGUAGGGUAUGACAGUCUUUGGGCACAAUAAAGAAACAGUGCAAUUUAAAUCAGUAAGCAGCAUUCAAUAUUAAAAUUUGCAGUUAAACCUUCGCUGAAAUAUAGUGACUCACAGGGAAACAACUGUAGAUGGACUAAUUUAUGCAACUGAUUCCUUUUCUUUUGUUAUAUUUUCUUAGAAGUCAUUUUAUGUUCAUCCUGCAAGAAUUCUUAUUAACCAGUGAUUAAUUUUUUUUAGAUAGGACAAGAGAGUGCUGGACAGUGUAUACCGGUGCAGUGUGACCAUGGAAAUGAUGAAGAAGUCCAAAAGUUGUUUUAUCAAGUCAACAAAGAACAAAAUGGACGAUUGGAUGUCCUUGUCAACAAUGCCUACAGUGGAGUGAAGGUAUAGACUUUUAUUUAACAAAUAACUGAUAAAUAAAUAAAUACAUGUACCAUUUGAACUGGUAGCACAUCCACAAUAUUUGAGGGUUUGUAGUCUUUUUAGCUCUUCAAAUUCCAUGACCUUAGCUUUAGCUCUCAUUUUAAAAUAUUUCAAGACUUUCCUUGUUUUGGGGGUAUUUUUUGACCUUACUCAGUUCAACAGAUACAAACUGUCGUGUCCGCCAAAAAUGUGUGCCAUUUAGUUACUCAUGUCAAUCUUACAUUGCCCUUGCUUCAACAUUCUACAGUAACUAAUCUACCAAACAUAACUUUUAUUUUCCACGACUUUCCAGGACCAACAAUUGAAUUCCAUGACUUUUCCAGGCCUGGAAAAAAUGAAGUUCUUAAAUUUUAUGGCAUUCCAGGUUUUCCAUAACUGAACCGUACGAACCCUACAAUGUGUUUCUUUAUCUACCAUUUGGAUUUACCGCUAACAUUGCAAAGUAGAUAUGAUGAUUUUUAAGAAAUACCCACUCAGAGAAAAACCUCUCAAAACAAGGAGGAGAAUAGCCUGCGGGGAAGUUCUCCUGGGGCGAUCUGGCGGUGGGGCAAAAAGGAGAGAGGUUUGAAAGGUUUCAAGCCAAUAAAGGUGUCUCGCCUCUUAGCCUGUAAGCAAGCUCUCCCACAGGAACAUAACAUCAUUGCCUGAUUAAAAAUCAACUAAUCAGCAUUUCGCAUCCGAUUCUGGGACGCAGAUUUUCAAUUUUAUGAGAUGCGAGUGCAAGCUCUCCUUCCCCUUUUCCCUCUCCCACCCCCGUACCCCUGGGAACCCCAGAAGAGCUUGCUCACAGGCUAGGAGGAGAAAGUAACAGCAAACUUAAUUCACAUGUGACCUUUUUGGGUGAAUGAGGUCUCUGCAAUGGAAACAAGACGACAUUUUUUUUUGGGAGAGAUGGGGGGUUGUUCUGGGCCUGUAUGCCUUUUUUUUAUUUUCGCGGCACUGAGACCGGAACCCGCACUUGAAAAGUCUCUGGCAUCAGUAUGCUUAUAGUGAACAUAUGUUACUGACAGUUAUUUUUGUGUUAUGCUUAGGCGAUUUUUGAUAAUGUUGGAAAACCAUUUUAUGAACAGGUAAGGAUUUAUUUUGAUAAGUGACAGUUUUAAAGAAUUCUGCUUUCACCAAAUAUUAAUCUAUAUUUCUCUUGGAGAACAUUUAAUCAACUUGCAAUUAAAAUAUAGAAUACAUUUCAAGCUCAUAGUCUUGCCAGUUAAACAAACCCUAAACGAUAGUUUUGCAACCGCCACUGGCUUCAGUUAAACCUGAAAACAUGUGAAACUUUCUUUCUAGUUAGAAGCGCUGAAAAUUCUGAUGAUCGACCUAGAACUUAACUGACCAUUUCACAUGCAUCUCCGUAAAUGUCAUCCAUUGCCGUAUAACUCGUACACUUAUGCAAAAAGACCUAGGUAUUCUAAGUGUGGUCUAAAUGUUAAAAGAAAUUGCAAAACCGCAAUCGGACCAGUCGCACAAAAUUUUCAUCUUCCUAAUCAUGUAAUGUUGUUUGAAGUGUUUAACGGUGCUUAUAGAUCGUUUUCGCAUGACGUCACGUCCGCCAUAUUGGUGUUUCAAAACAAUAUAACGGCGGUGAUGUUGGUGUCCCAAACCAAUCCUGUGGGAGUUCAACUCUUUUCUUAUGUAAACACUCUUUUGUUCCAAUAAUUUUGCAUAGAUGCUGGUCACGUGAGUGAAAACGCACUAUACUUGGAAUUCAAUUGAAACGCAAGACGUUUUUAAAUGAUAGCAAACAGCGUGAAAUGACCUCUUUAAGAAGCUGUGGUUGCACCCAAUGUGUUUCUGUCGUUCAAAUCCUCUUUUCUUUUCCUCUCUUUUUUUCUCUUCCCUCCUUUGUUCACAGUUUCCGUCUUAUCUUUAGCCUACAAGCAUGUGGGAUCAAAUGAAUAAUGUGGGGCUCAGGUUAGCACAUUCAUAUGUUUAAGGAAUAGUCUGUUGCAGGCAUUGUUUUAGUUACACGUUUCAAUACUUUCUUGACUCUCUGCAUUCAGUGGCCACUUGUGGUUUCACAUGAGACUUGACUGAAUUCUACCACGGGAUUGUUCUUUAUUUGCGAGGUUGCAGAGGAACCUGGGUCAAAAUUCGUCCGCCAAAACACUCCCAUGACGCACUUUGACACUUCAACUGGGACACAGCCUUUUGUGAAAACUUGCUCAAAAUGGUUAAUUCCUCCGAAAUGACUUGUGCCCCAUUGAUACCGAAACUUAAGCAGGACUUCUUUAUAUAGAGAUUCGUUAUAUCGAGGUUCCACUGUAUCCUCCUUUGAGACUGUUCAUGAGAUAAGUUUGAAUGCUCUUCAAAACUGGUGUCCUAUAUUACCACUGUUCAAAUUGGCUAAAGAAGAUAAAGAGAUUUGGUGACCUAUUAAAAUUAGUCUUCGCCCUGGGUUCUUUACCUAAGCAAUAGACCACGCCUUCUAUGGGUUUACUGGCGUGAUAACCCACUUUGGGAUGUUGGGAGAACACUUGAAAAGCUUGUAAAUCACGAGCCUCGGCUCGUGAUUUACAAGCUUUUCGAGUGUUCUCCCGAACAUCCCAAGUGGGUUAUCACGCUUGUAAACCCACAGAAAGUGUGGUCUAUUGCUUUUAUAAAAUAACUUUAAGUAAACUAUGAGUUUACCGGCACAAUAAACCAUAGGUUUUUAACCAAUCAGAACUCGCAUACUAUCUUAGUUAUUUUAUAGAAAGAUAUAAACAAAUGGUAGAGCGAUUUUUGUUUGACUUUGAGAUGAAAACACGCGAACAAAACAGAAACAACAAUCGAAAGGAAAUAGAGCGAUUUGAUUGGUUUAUCGACCGGAUACAAACGCGCGUGGCUUUUGAUUGGUUAAGCGAAAGCUCGGGUGAAAAAAUUUCAUGCCCUGGAACUUUCUAGAAAUCAAUCGAUACUUCACUUUGACGUCAUACUGCAACACGAUUGGCCAAUCGAACAAUGCCUUCUCCAUAUUAGAAUUUUGUUUGGCGGGAAAGCGAAGAGUCCAUGUUUUGAUCUUUUCAUCCAUUGGCUGAUAAAACAAAUAACGGACACUUACCAAAACCAUUUUUCAAGGUCAUGCGAAAAUCGCUCUAUCCUUUGUGUCCCUUUUCUCCCUCCAGGUCUAAUUACAUUGCCGCGUGGCAUGCAGCCAAGGUGAUGGUUCCUGCCAAACAAGGACUUAUAGUCAACGUUUCGUCGCCCGGAGGAUUGAGAUAUCUCUUCAACGUUGCAUAUGGUGUAGGAAAGGCUGCGGUAAGACACACCACAGUGGGACCCGGUCAAUACUAAUACCAGAGGGACAUGCCAUAGUAUCCUUAAAAUCCGGGUGUCCAUAUUAAGCGAGCUCUGAGAAAAAAACGUCACGGGCGCACAUUUUGUCGAUGCAAAGAAUUAAGCAGACAUUUUAACGAGAAAGCGUUGUUUAAUUACUUAACUGUAACUCCAACAAGUUUAUCCUAAAGAAAUCUUUCGAUCGUGUGUCAUUGUCUCAGACUAAAAUAACCUUUUAAGUACUGUUCUUGAAACAUGACAAUGGAAUCCAUGGCGUUACUUUGUAUUGACGCUUUUUGUUUGAGAGACUCAGCCAGGCGCGCUGAAUAUUAGGCAGACCUUUUGAAAAGUUACUGGCCUUUUCUGUUAGGUUUUCAUUGGUAAGAAAUUAAGUUAUAGUCAGUGUGCAGAAGAGAACUGUCCAUAAUCAGGGUUGAUGAUGUAUGAGAGUUUGUACCUCGGGACCGUUGUCCGUAUAAAUCGGUGUGGUUAUUUUUAGAGAAAAUAUGUGAACUUUUUGUCGGGACAAACAAAACUGUCGGUCAUAGUAUACGGGUGUUCGUGGAGCGGGGUUCCACUGUUCUUUUUUGUGUGCCUUUUCUCUUUAGCACCGAGAAAUUGUUUUUGUCGGUUUGCCGUAUAGAGGGGAUGCAAGAACGGUGGGUGUACUGUUGUUUUCCAGUGCUUCAUGACUUUUGCAACAGGUGUGGAAUAGACUACUUCAUGCUCUCGAGUGCGGAAUAGAUAAUCUGAGGAAAAUGGCAGGAAAUUUAGAAGUUUUUAAGGUUAAAGUUAAACAAUACCAUAGUCUUCCUGAAUUAAUGCGUUUAAGACACUAUAUGGCAAAGCUAACAUGGUACAACUUUAGCCUACAGAUAUUUCACCAUUUUGAUUGGUACAAUAAAUAAUUGCGUGAAAAGAUCAUAAUUCAGUUUCCAGUCAUUUAAAUUGAAAUUCAGUUAUAUUAGAACUCAAGGGAACUAUAUUUGUGGUAGUUUUUUUCUCUUUUUUGCUGGGAGUUUGUGUUUGCAGCAAUCAAUUGAGAACCUUUCAAGAAAUUCGCCAGAAUUUCCAAGCGAUAUGUCUUGACUUCUGCCGCUUAAACGCAUGUUGUUCUGAAUUAUGAUUUAAAUAUUAGGACGUAUUUUAGGGUCACCUUGAAUGCAUCAAUAUUAGGUAUUAAAGCGUUGUUAUCUUACAUAGAAUGAUCGAAUGGCUGCGGAUAUGGCUGUGGAGCUGAAGAAACAGAAUGUUGCCUGCGUGUCACUUUGGCCUGGAGCUGUGAUGACUGAACAUGUCAAUGACUUUUUAAGCCAACCACAAGAUGAGAUUGUAAUUUUUUUGUAUUUAUAUUUCUUACCCCUCCCACCGCCCCCCCACUCGCCCCCGCUCCAUGCCUCAGUUGCAUCUGCAGAAUAGUGAAGAGAAGUUUGAUGUCAGAAAAAUUAAAAUUUGUGACAUUAUGGGAUUGGAUGGCAUAUUCAGAACGAACAAGAUGAAGAAGGCCCUUUUGCCAAAAAUCAGCUUUUAAGUGCAAAUUGGCGGGUAGAUAUAAGGACCUUUACGCUCUUUUGACUCCGGACAAAUCCCUCUGAAAGUGACUUGGAUUGAAUCGUUUACGGUCCAGGCCUUGUCUAGAACAAUUUUUUUUUGGAGUCAUUGGUGCAUAACAAUGCUUGGAUUUCCCCGACAAUUUGCACAAAUAGUCUGAUUUUUAGUAAGUGAACAUUUUUCAUCUUGCUCUUUCAGGAUAUGCCAACCUAUCCAAUAGUUUCACAGAUUUAGUUUUUGUGACGUCAUCAACCCUCUUCUGUACUCAAAAGAACUUCUGCAGAAUGCGCGCGCAUAGCCGUCACAUUUGUUCGCUGGAAUUUCUCAAGUUAACCAGCUCUUUGAACUUUUAUUAAACUUAAUUUGUAUUUGCGGCUGCUCCUUUUCAUUCUAAACAUUAUGACGUCAGCAAAGAUUCGCCCGAGUGAUUUGUUUAGAUGUUCAAGUAAUGUUGGCUGGAGUUAACUAAACGAAAAGAAGCGUUUUAUCAGAUCUGAAGCACGAUACAAGCCAAGUGUUUUUAGUUGUGCUAAAACAAAAACUCCGAUUUUAUUUAGACGGCUUUACCAAAUUUUUCUAGAUCUAUUUAUCGACCGCAAUUGUCAACGAAGAAAGGUGUGUAGAAAAUAGCUAUUUACACGAUUUAGGAACAGACACUCAUCAAAUAAAACUUCCGCCUUGCUUGUGUAAAGGCAACUUUUAUAAGUUUCUGUAAAUUUUAAAGUGAAAUUGCCGUCAUUGACUUACAGCGUAUUUUCGGAUGAAAUAACUCGAAAUAUCACCAAGAAAUUCUGCCAAAAUUCUUGAAAAUGAACGUUAAGAUUUGUUAUUGAUUACACGAGCACGAUGAAAUAUUCGGUUCAGGUCUGUUUUCUUUAAAUUAGUCUACUUGUUGUUUUGUUACCUUAAAGUCCAGCAAGGCAGCUGCAAUUCUCAAAGAUGCUGAGGAUCCAACGUUUUCAGGCAAGGCCGUGGCUUGGUUGGCUGCAGGUAUCAUUAUAGUCGAUUUGUUAAACCCUCUAAGCCUCAAUAUCAACAUAGAAAUUCUUCAGACUGAUCACCUUACAUUUCCAUAAGAAGGUUUGUUCCGAGAAUUUGUUAAAAGAUCAAAGCGUUUUCUCUUUAGUGAUCGUUGUGUGAAGUCUUAAAAUCAUAGUCUUUUUUCUUAAUGAUGUAUGGAUAUUUUGUGUGACGAGAAAAUUGAGGUUAGUCUUUCUUUUGGACUGGAGGGGUCAGAGAAAUCAACAAAUAUAUAAAUGAAUAUUUAAGUUAAUAUUGUUGAAUAAUCCCCGAGACGAAGUCGAGGGGAUUAUUCAACAAUAUUAACUGAGCCUGAGGUGAAUAAUUGUUUUAGUAUAUUCACACGAAGUGAUCUCAAUUUUGAAAAUUCAUGCGUGAACACGAAGCCGUAAACAGGGGAUGCGCAAAAGUUAGAUCUUUACAUUAUCUUCAAACAUGGCAAAUGAUAGUUUUAAUCCUUUUGAAUCGAGUUUUGUAAGCUUUAGCAUCAACGGUCUUAAAGAAAACGCCGAAAAUUUAAAUUGCUACCCAAUUCUGAGAAGAAAAGUAUCUAGAGCUUUAUUUGUUUCUGUCAACUCACCGUGAAUGAGAAAGUUUUCUUCGUCGCUUCUUGCAAAUGCUGUCAACAGCGGCUGCGAUCGAGGUGAGCGUUGUUUAUCUCCAAAGUUCUUUGCCUUGUUAACUUGCUGGCACGUACAAUUUUCGAAAAUAUUUGCCUUCCUCUCUUCUCCAUAAAUUAACUUCUAUUUAUAGGCAAAAUUGGUCUUGCGAGAAAAUCCCGAAAUCACAAAACAGUGACAAAGCGACCUCGUUUUCCUCUGUAGUGGUAAACAUAGCUUCGAGCGUACAAAAAGUCAGCUAAAGUAAACCACUUCACAAUAAAUCACGCUGUUUAAACACCAUGAAGUCUUUUCUUGCCUUCAAAGUCAUCAGCACUUGGAUAUUCGUGUAUUUUCAAAAAGGUUUUACUUUGAAACUUUGGCAAAACACCCAGUUCACGACAGCGAUUUUGUUUGGCUUUAUAUUCACCGCCUAGCGCGGUGAAUAUAACGUCAUAGUCCGAGAUAGCUAACCAAUCAGAUUGCUUGAAUUGCCAAGAUCACUGAGUGUGUAUAUACUAAUAAUAAAUAAAUACUUCACGAAUAAAGAUUGAAGCAGAGUGACGAUCAUCGCCACUCUCCUUCUCCGAUGAUCGCCACUCUCCUUCAAUCUUUAUUCGUGGAGUAUUUAUUUAUUAUUAUUAUAUGGCAAAGCCAGUCUUAGGCAAAUCUCUGUGCUCUGAUUAGUUCUUUCUCGGUCAGGAUUUUGCAGUACGGACCGUUUCAAUGGAAACGGUCCAACCCGUGUAUUUUAGUUUUGGAGCGACGCCGGAAAUUCAAAAUUUGCAACCAAAACAGCGAAAAAAGGCUUUGAAUAUUGUCAUUCUUCACAGUGAAACUACCAGAAGAAGCUAAAAAGAUUGAAAUUUUUCCGAAAUUUCAAAGAUGGAUGAAGAAGACGAACAUUCUCCAAUUGAGUUUUAUUAUCCUGAAGAUCUAGAAACUUUUGAUGUAGAAACUGAAGCAGGCAUCACCGAAAGCCAGGAGGCCAUAGACGAUUUUAUCAACCAACAGAAAAGUACAAACACAAACAAGAAGACGGCUACUGAUAUGGACACUCUUCUCCGCUACAUGGAAGCUAAUGGUAUGAAAAAUGAGAAAAUUGAAAGCUUACCUGCGUCCGAGCUUGACUUCCUUUUGUGGAAUUUUUUUUUGAACGCACGCAAGAAAAAUGGAGAAGAGUACGAGCCAGCAACAGUUUCCAGUUUUCAGCGUAGUAUACAGCGAUACUUAAGUGAGAAGAAAUAUCCAUUUAACAUACUCAAGGACAAUGAGUUCGAAAAAUCUAGAAAAGUCCUUGCAGCGAAGCGAAAGUCACUUGUUCACGAGCACGGCAAAGGAAACAAACCGCCAGCUGCUCAGGCUAUCGACGAAGACCAAGAGGAUACCCUUUUUGAAGCAGGAGAAUUCGGCGACUCCAAUCCAGUUUCACUUCAAAGAACUAUGUGGUGGUUUUUAUCCCUACACUCUGUUUCCGAGCAAGAGACGAAAGUCGUAAGUUGCGCUGGGGUGACGUUCAGCUUCAACAGCAGAAUGAUGGCCAAGAAGUCUUGGUUUGGUUGGCCGAGCGAGGCACAAAGACCCGACAUGGUCAGGAGAGAGGACACCAAAGAGCGUUCCAACCAAAGAUUUAUGCCACCAGCACAGCGAGAUGUCCUGUCUGUUUUUACAAAAAAUUCCGCAGUCACCGGCCAGUGGAAAUGAACGCACCAGAAUCACCGUUUUACUUAGCAGUCCGCCAUAAUCGACGAUCAAAUGAAGAAGUUUGGUAUAUGAAGGCACCCCUCGGAAAAAAUGAGAUAGGCAAGUUUCUGUCCACUGCAGCGAAGAAUGCUGGCCUUCACAGAGAGGGAAAAUCAUUCUGUCAGGAAAACCUGUAUUUCGAGGCUCCUUGAUGCUGAUGUUCCAGAGAACUUUGUAGCCCAACUGAGUGGCCACAAAAGCACGGAGAGUUUACAGUCCUACAAAUCUGCCAGUGCUAAACACCAAAAGAGGAUGUCCUUGACCCUCAGCAGAGCUGAUGUUUCUGGAUCCAGAGAUGAAGCGUUAUCAAGUGUCCAUAAUCAAGGGUUUGAAGUAGUAACUCGCUCGACUACAGACAUCGCUGCAAGUUCGACAACAACUACAUUGAUUGAUCAGUCAAGCGAUCCGUUACUGUCUUCCACCGCUCCAAUUUUUACAGGUGCAAACAUAGGAUCCAUCAGUGGGUGCACAUUCCAAAUAUUUCACGGCAAUGUGAAAAUUGUCCAGAAUGAAAGGAACUGUCGGAUUCUUAUCGAUAGCGAUGAGGACGAUUGACUUUGAAGCUAUUUUUUAUCAACUUUGUCCAGUUUUGAAUUAAUUUUCACAGCUUCACUUGACACUGACUUGAUCCAUAUUUUGUAACCAAGAAAAUAUUGUUUGAUCGACGAGAAACCCUUUCUCGAGUUUUAGAAUCAACAACUGCUUUUCUCAGAUUCCGUUACAGUGCGUUUUUGAAGUUUUGUUUAAGCUAAUUUUAGACGAUUUCACAUUCAAUAAAUUUGUUUUUCGAAAUCGUGGUAGCUUGCUUUUGUCUGAGCUGCUCGCGUCAUCACGAAUACUUCACGGCGGAAGCCCUUUAACUACAAGCCACCGGAAGUGCAUUUUACUAUCAGAAACAGAGUGCCAUGUAAUAAACAACUUACUAACCGAGCUUGCUCGGGCCAAUAUUCCCCAGUACAGCCCGAGCAAACUCGGUUAGUAAGCGGUUGAUAUUCAUUUACAUAUUUAUUUGUUUAUUUAUUUAUUUUUUGUCGGAGACUAAACACAGACCUCCACGCUGUCGCUGCCUUAUCUGUCCACGAGUUAUGAAGGCUCUGCAUUGUGUAUUGCAAAAUCAAAUACUCCUGGGAAGUCUCGAAAAGCCAAUACAUCAUAAAAACCUUAAAGCAAAUAUGAUGUAUUUUGUGACUGAUUUCUCUGAGUUUUAAAGAUCAGUCGGAAUGGCAUUUUGAACAACAGCCAGUGGCAAUUUUUCGCUUUUAACACGACACAUUUAAUCUGACCUGUGCUUAAAUACAGCCACUCUAAAUACAGGCUAUAUCUAACAGACGAACCAUUAAAAAACUUAUAGGGAGGAGGGCAAAGUAGGAAAAAUUAUUCUUGCUAGGGAAAAUUACAUGAAAAAAAUCAUGCACGCUAAGAAACACUAAAAAAUAUUAAUGCACCGAUCUAAAAAAUUCAUACAAGGGAAAUGUUAACCAAAAAAAUUCAUGCGGCUCGAAGAUUCCCCACCCCUCCACUUAUAACUUUUCUAAUGGUCCGUCCCUAACAGUUAAAAGUUCCUCAUUGGCUUUACAGUUGUGACGUUAAUCGAAAUUCGAAGCUUUUUGUCAGGGAAUUAUUUAAAACUUGGCUUUUUGAAACUGAAAAACGGCUGCUUAUUCAUGAUUUUUUUUUAAGAUCUAGGAGUAUGGUGCUAUUUAAGUCAGUUUUUAUAGUUUCCAAAAGCCGCAGCCAUGUUGUGAAUUACUCUUUUAAAUUCAUUUUACCAUGCAAUUAUAUAUAUAUAUUUUUCAGCCCAUGGAAGCAAAUCGCUUAUCGAAGGUUACGGGGUUUAGGGGUAGCUUGGAAAUUUUGAGCGCAGUGUAGUAGAAACAGCGGCAAAGCGAGAUUAGACUAGUCACCAGUCUUCUGGUCAGUCUCGCUCAUACCCUAUACUCUACUGCUUAAUGCCAGUCCAGUUUUCUAUUUUCUUUUCAUAUUUAAUCAUUGAUGCCGAUAACCAGUUUUUGAAAUUUCUACAACGUUAGAUGCCGACAUCAUGAAGAAGAGCGGGCGCAUUCUGUUAACAGCUGAGUUGGGGCGUGAAUACGGCUUCAAAGACGUCGGAGGUGAGUUAAUAGGGAGUUUUAGGGCCUGGUGACUUGGAGGUGAGGGACCCCAGGUAGGUGAGGUAACUCGCUUAGGUGGGGGUAACCCGCCUGUUCUUAUAAACUCUCAUAUGAUCACCCCACCUAUCAUGUAAAAGUGAUGAAAUUAAAAUGAGAGAUUAUAUUCUCAGGCAGGUUACCCCACCUAAGUGGGUUACCUCGCGUUCCUGGGGUUCCCUCAACCCCCCCGCCAUGUAAAAAGGCCGUAUGAUGCCACGACGGCAACGGCAACGGCAAAGAGAACGUCGUAAAAGCAAAAGGUUGAAUAGGCUAAACAACAACUCUGCACUUGUUGUUCAACACUUUUUUUGUUCAUUUUUUGCCGUCACAGCACGCCAACAGCGACGUGAGAAUGCCUAGUUUUACGUUUAAUAGAGGACUUGAACAAGCGAUUACGAUUUUUUUUUUCUCUUUCUGAACGUGGAUUUGGUUCUGAGGGAGUCAAUUCCUGGAGAGAUUGCUUCAGCUGUCGCUUGCAUUUCACAAAGCGAGGGAGUUGGAAUGAUCGCGAUCACUGAAAGUACGCGAAUUCACUUUCAAGGGACGUUUUCUCUUUUUCAUUGCACCUUCCUGUUUGUAAACAGCAAAUAUGGCAGCGAAGCCCGUCCAGAUCGAUCGCUCGUGAAAAUUUCUUAGCCCCGCUGCAAUACUCCAGCAUACAUUAAUGAAAAUCCGUUUAUUCUUUUAGGAGUCGAGCCAUUAUCAUUUCGACAAGUCAAGAAACUUGUCUCCUUUGAAUAUCCUUCCGUGUCGUGGAUGAUCCCUGAGUUUGUUUAUGUUCCACGCUGGUUAAUGGCAGCAAGCAGUCAUAAGUUUUGA
Messenger RNA from Porites lobata, 17011 nucleotides. NCBI's taxonomy places the organism in Eukaryota, Metazoa, Cnidaria, Anthozoa, Scleractinia, Poritidae. The record is from the annotation of a GenBank genome assembly.